This is a messenger RNA of Haliotis rufescens (red abalone), 2831 nucleotides long. Its product is annotated as solute carrier organic anion transporter family member 3A1-like. Gene Ontology annotation, cellular component: membrane. Gene Ontology annotation, biological process: transmembrane transport; sodium-independent organic anion transport. The transcript is spliced from 10 exons. Lineage: Eukaryota; Metazoa; Mollusca; Gastropoda; Lepetellida; Haliotidae. The record is from RefSeq and is a predicted model, not a curated record. Gene Ontology annotation, molecular function: protein binding. The coding region runs from base 550 to 2430 and encodes 626 amino acids.
GCACGAUGCCUCCGGUUUGUUUGUGUUCUUUCAUGUAUCUCACAGUCUGAAUCACUACACGACUGGUUCAUUGUCAACAAGACUGGUUCAUUGUCAAUAAGAUAAGACAUGUUCAUAUCGGGGACAACAUACUAGGGUAAGAAGGAUUCUUUUCAAUCUCCGCGUCUGUUCCUUCCCUUGUCGGGUUACAAACACUGCAUGCAUCUAAUCGCCUGCAUGGACCAUGCAUUGUUCUUGUAAAAAGGCUUUAGGCACUCGCUGCAAAUAAGCACAGUCAGGGACAUCUUGAAUAUGGACAUGCAUCAGGCUUCCCAUGGCUAUACUCAGAGUCUAGUUUAACGAGAGGAAAUGAGAGGAAAGUUCAUCGGGUCAACCUAUAGCUAUGGAAUAAUAACACUGAAUAGAGAGCUCUCAUCUUCCGAAGGACACCAUGGAAGAGUAGCCUAUCUACUCAACAUGUUGUCCGACCAGUGACGGGGUGGGAGAGCGGCCAUUCGACCUGCAACGUGAGAGGACAGCUGACUCGACACCGUCAUUCAGAUAUUGCAGAUGGAGAAGAACUGUGUGAGUGUCGACGCCAUGGCUGAACCUGGAGGACGUCGACGUCGUUGUUUCAACAACAUCCUCUGGUUCACUGCCGCGUUCAGUGUGUCAUCCCUGGUGCUGGAGGCAGUCAAGUACCACACUGUGUCUCAGAUCACCUCUUUGGAGAAGCAGUUUGGACUCAGCAGUACAAGAAGUGGCCUACUCCUAAGCUGCAGCGAAAUCGGUUAUCUUUCAGCUAUUUUCUUCUUCAGUCAUUUUGGGGGAAGGCGCUUUAUACCUAGGAUCCUGUCCUGCGCACUGGCUGUGUAUGGCCUUGCUAGUUUAAUGUCGGGUCUGUUACACUUCAUGAGUCCUGUAUCGCUUCCUCGUGUCGGGGACCUCGGCUCCAACUAUUCCUCUCACAAUGUCAGACUAUGUCAGGAUUCCGUGCAGGACAAUGAGCGAUGUCCAGCUACGAAGGACCAAGCGACUGACAACGGACAUUGGGUGUACAAUGUGCUUGCCGUGCUUAUGGUGAUACAAGGGAUGGGUAAAUCCCCACGGUUUUCCCUAGGUUUACCGUACGUUGACAAUAACUCCCGUGACAAACAGCAGUCGAGUUUACUGGCAGGCAUCAUUAUGACAGUGACGUUCUUCGGUCCAGCUCUUGCACUUGGCCUUGGUGGCGUUUUUAGCGCCAUACCUGUUGAUUUUAGUGAGACCCAGAUGGAUCCUCUUCACCCCCAGUGGGUCGGGGCAUGGUGGCUCGGGUACCUGGUAUUUGGAUGCGCAGCCAUCCUUCUUGCUGUACCCUUGGGCUGCUUUCCAAGGCACAUUAAGAAACCCACAAAAAGACAAGUAAACGGCAAACGCCACUCCCUUAAGGAGGAAUUAUCAGAUUUACCCAAGUCAGUGGUGCGAGUGUUGCGGAACCCAGUGGUUGCUUGUCUCCUGCUGGGAAACUGUUGCGUUCUCUUCUUCGUGGGGGGAAAUAUAGCCUUCGCCCCAAAAUACAUAGAGAACCAGUUUGGGACACAGACUUCCAAAGCCAACUUUAUAGUGGGUGUAGAAGAACUUCUUUGGGCGACUGUGGGCACUCUGCUUGGUGGCAUCCUCACCAGCAAACUCAAGCUGACCAACAGAGGUUGUGCGAAACUGAUCAUGAUAGUAACCUUGGCCGCUUCGGCCUGCUACACCCUCACGCUGCUAUUCGGAUGUCCGAAUCCCAGUAUCAAGGGUCUGGGUGAGAGUAGGCAUAAUAUGACCAGCGCUUCCUACUGUGGGUGUGAUGCGGAUGAAUUCAUGCCGCUGUGUGGAGCUGACGGCGAGACGUACAUCAGUCCAUGUAUGGCUGGAUGCAAAUCUCAAAAUGGAACUACAUACACGGGAUGUAGUGAGAUUCCUGGUGACGAGGCCACAGCGGGCAGGUGUCCGACAGAGUGUCCCUACCUUUACCCCUACAUCAUCGUUGACCUGGUGUCCGGUCUAGCGGGGACUGUCUCCAUUGUUCCUAUUCUCAUGACCAUCAUCAAAACGGUCCAACCACGUGAUAAACCCAUGGCUGUCGCUUUGACGUCAUUUCUGAAUGGGCUGUUAGGUUUCCUCCCGGCGCCAAUAGUAUAUGGAAAGGUCAUUGACAGCUCGUGUAUAUUUUGGCAGACAGUUUGUGGUGAAGUUGGCGCAUGCGCACUUUAUGAUCUUUCAAGCCUACGGUACCGUGUGAAAUCAAUGGACAUUGGACUACAAUCACUAUCGGCUGCUGCGUACUUCGUGGCUUUUCUUCUGUUUAAGUAUGGAGUCGUUGAGGAAGUCACUUCAUCGGAUGCAGCAGACGUUCAGAUGGAAUUGGCAGAAGAGAAAGUAUUUCUUGAUAAUGAGUUAACACGAAACGAUAAGUGGUCUUAGUUUCACGUAAUACCUAGUUAUUUUGUGCAUCUUUUUCUCGACAAUGUGACACAUUUUAGUAGACUUAAUAAGACAAGACAAUUUAUUCAAUAUAGAGGCCACUGUCCCAAAAUACAGACAUAUACAAGUUGCAUUUCUAAGUGCAUUUAUUUAGAGCUACUAGUAAAAAGUAUUAUUUUAUGGUAUGAGGAAGACAAAUAUAUCCAUAUAGCACAGACACACAUAUAUAGCACAGACACACAUAUAGCACAGACACACAUAUAUAGCACACACACAUAUAGCACAGACACACAUAUAUAGCACAGACACACAUAUCAUUUUUAGUAUUUUGACAAUUAAGCAUAUUGAGUGGUAUUAAACUUAUUUCUUAAUGUUGCACAUUAAAUAGAUAUAAACAGAGA